This is a messenger RNA of Eurytemora carolleeae, 1755 nucleotides long. Its product is annotated as glutamate receptor ionotropic, delta-2. Bases 587 to 1708 code for a protein of 373 amino acids. The transcript has 24 exons. The record is from RefSeq and is a predicted model, not a curated record. Lineage: Eukaryota; Metazoa; Arthropoda; Copepoda; Calanoida; Temoridae.
UGUUAUUUUGUUUGUUUCUGUUUACGUACAUUCAUCAAAGGGAGAACCCAAAAAUGACCUGACCACCAAACUAUCAUACUUUCUUCAAGAUCUUACAGGAUCAAAUUCGUUGAAAUCUGAUCAAAGAGAGAGGAAUGACGACUUUUUGCAAAUCAACAUAGGAAUUGAGGACUUUGACAGUGAGUACCAAAAACUCACUUUCGACAGUAAAGAUGAGUUUAAAUCAGUUUUAAAAUAUCUAGACAUCAAGACAAAGAAGAUUUUAAUCAUCACUUAUCAGGGGACUGGGGUUAAAGAUCUAAGAGUUGGAGGAUACAAACCUACCCUAGUGGUUUUUAUCGACGUCAACCAAGAGAUAAACCAUGAAGAUGGAUAUUCAUACUUGGAGAUAUACAAAAAUUCUCAAGCCUUGAAAUUUAGGAAUAUAAAUGGUGAUGUUUUCACUGGAGUUUGGUCAGUGUUUUAUUCAAAGCCAAAAUUUGAAAGUUCUUCCUUUGAUGAUAUAAACUCAUUAAAUAAUCAGAAAAUACGGAUUUCUUACAACAACUAUUUGCCCCGGUUUGAAAUAAUAGAUGACAAAAUUUCGAUGAAAACAUCUGAAGGACUUUGUAUUGCCAGCUACAUAGAGAAAAGGAACCUGAAUGCCAGUUUUAAAUAUUCCAAGAAUCAAUGGGGAAGUAAUGGUACAGGAAUAUGGACGGGAACUGUUGGAGAGGUUGAAAGAGAUGAAUCUGAUCUUGGAAUAUCCUUUAUGUCAUACACUGUAGAAAGGGCAGCAGUUGUCAAAUAUUCACAAAUUCUUGGUGAUAACAUCAUUGUUUGGAUUUCGAAGUUUCCGAAGAAAACCGCCUCUUUGUUUAAUGUUGUCCAGGUUUUUGAUUUUUACAGCUGGUGUGCAAUCCCAAUUAGUUUUUUGGGAGUUGGAAUUGCUCUUCUGCUAAUAUAUCAUCCUAUAGAAAUCAAUGGGAUAAAAAAGCCCGACACUGUACUAGUACUACUUCUACCCACUGAUACUUGGUUUAAAGAGGAGCAAGCUAAAGUUAUCAGUGGAAGUAUUGUUGUAAUGGUCUGGGGUCUUAGUUCACUGUUUAUAAUGCUUGCUUUCUCCUGUAAUCUAAGGGCUAUUUUACUGAGUCCCUCGUAUGAAUCUCCAAUUGAUACUUCUAAAGACAUUGUUCAGAAGAAUAUGAUUUCAGUUCUGUCUGGAUCAGCCUGGCAUUAUAAUUAUCUGUUCACAUCACAAGAUCCCUGGCAAAGAAGAAUUCUUGAUAACUAUAAGUUUAAAGAUACGACCCUUUCGUUUGACAGUUUACUCUGGAACGUGUACGCUAAUGAGAAUGAGGUCAUACCAGCUGGAAAGGACCGAGUGUUGGUCAACAUGCAGAACAAUAAAACAUUCUCAGACAUGAAUACUGCAGUCUUCUAUUUUAGCAAGGAGGAAUUAAUGGCAUAUUUUGCUGGCUGGGUAUUCCAAAAGGAAACUAAAUGGGAAGACGAUGUUAACGAUCAUAUACUACUCUGUCAUCAGGCUGGAUUUUCUGAGAAGAUCGCCAACUUGUAUUCUUCAAUUAAUGUAUUGGAUUCUUCAAUACCACCAGAGAAAAAUCUUGCUAUCUCAGAUCUGGCAAUUCCGUUUAUCUUACUAUGUGGUGGACUUGCUCUAUCAGGAAUAGUAUUUAUUUUGGAGUCCUGUUUGAAAAGAAAAUAAAACCUCAUAUCCUUGUAGAAAUCAAAUAAACUAUGAUAAAACAUAAA